Molecule: messenger RNA, 3461 nt
Organism: Carassius gibelio (silver crucian carp)
Lineage: Eukaryota; Metazoa; Chordata; Actinopteri; Cypriniformes; Cyprinidae
Product: mothers against decapentaplegic homolog 9-like
Exons: 7
Coding region: 1428-2834 (468 amino acids)
Biological process (GO): SMAD protein signal transduction; regulation of transcription by RNA polymerase II; transforming growth factor beta receptor signaling pathway
Cellular component (GO): heteromeric SMAD protein complex
Molecular function (GO): RNA polymerase II cis-regulatory region sequence-specific DNA binding; DNA-binding transcription factor activity, RNA polymerase II-specific; I-SMAD binding
Source: RefSeq, a predicted model, not a curated record
AACUUCUAGACUCUCUGUCGCCAUCCUGGCUUGCGUCAUUAACUAGACAAGUCACUGUAUGCACACAAUCGAAAUGUAUCCAUCCGCGCCGAGGAGCGCACGAAAAGUAGAGCUAUCGAUAAACGAUUUGGCACUCCGCCAAUCUAGCACUGAAACUUUUUUUAUUUUAUAUUUUAAUUUAAACAAGCUUAUACUGUUCAAGUGUUAAAAUAUAUCUCGUAUGUCUUCACAGAGAAUAGAGCAUGCUUUUUAAAUUAUGAACACCUGUUAGUUUUUUUUUUUACUUCGUCUAAAUUAUUAAAUAAAAUAGCCUACCUUUUAAUUCCAGCGUCCCAUAUUUAGCGUUGAAAUUAGCAGGUUACGAGUUGUGUGGGAUAGACCACCUAAUUAAGACCCCUCAAAGGAUGGCGAAACAAAAGGUUGGGCGAUGUCAACUGACACUGAGACGUACUUAUUUUUUAAAACAUAAGUAUAUAUAACAUAUUGUUCUACAGGGCACACAAACAACCUUUUAGUAUCCGCGAAUGUGAGGUUAUCCUACAAGUUAAUGAGAAGGCGUUCGUUAUCAUAGGUUGUGUUCCCUUAAGGUUACCAUAGCAACAGCGUUUUCUGCGUAACCGAAAAAAAAUCUGGUCGCACGUUGACUAAAGUACUACUCUUACUAUUUAUUACUUUCGUUAUGUAUUUACGUAUAACUAAUAUUUAAAUGGCAGUCAUCAAACUACAGUUUGGGUCGCGCUAACGUUACAUGAACCUCAACCGAUUUUUUUCUUUCCAAAUUCUAGCAGGAAUUCCUUUGUAAGGUUGACAGCUUGAAAGUAUCCGAAUAAUUAGCGCUCUUGAAAAUUAGGCUGAAAAAAGUCAGGAAAACUUAUCUUUCACUUUACAACCUCGGUCAAAAAGGUGCAUCACUUCCUGUAAAAGGGAAAACAACUGGCCACACUUGUCACCUGACCCUAAAAAUGAAUUAAAAGUGAAAGGCUGCUGCCCACAAUGGCCUGUUUUCUCUCAACAAAAGGCCUGUGAGUGAGUCUCUUUGAAUGGGAUGAGCCCAGUGUGUCUGACGUCCUGGGAGAGUUCCAGGAGCUGCGGAUGAAUUCCGCACGAAGGCGCUGAGGCUCCAGUCAGACUGACGCCGCUGCUCUCGGUCCAUCCAAACACGCGCGCUGUACACCUCCAGUCGGCGCGAGAUUCAGCGCUCGGCUGUUUCGCGGAAUUACCCGACAACUCUGAUCGUUUUUCGACUCGGCACAUUAAGAUAAAAAACGUCUGACUGCCUGACGAAAAAUCACUGUCAGGGGGUUUAUUCUAUACCCGCCUGUAUCUUGUCUGUAGAGGAAUAAACUGAGGCUCCUGGGUUGGAGUGAGUUAAAAGAGAUCUGCCCCAAGCUUUGAGAAAAAUCCAGUCCCUGGUGUCGCCCCAUCCCAUGAUGCACUCCACCACAUCCAUCACAUCCCUCUUCUCCUUCACUAGUCCAGCUGUGAAAAGGUUGCUGGGCUGGAAACAAGGAGAUGAGGAGGAAAAGUGGGCAGAAAAAGCUGUGGAUUCCCUCGUAAAGAAACUCAAGAAGAAGAAAGGGGCCAUGGAGGAACUGGAAAAGGCUCUGAGCUCUCCUGGCCAGCCCAGUAAAUGUGUUACUAUCCCUCGAUCCCUGGAUGGAAGGCUCCAGGUGUCCCAUCGUAAAGGUCUGCCGCAUGUUAUCUACUGCAGAGUGUGGCGCUGGCCGGAUCUUCAGUCCCACCAUGAGCUCAAAGCACUGGACUGCUGCGAGUUUCCUUUCGGCUCUAAACAAAAGGAGAUCUGCAUCAAUCCAUACCAUUACCGCCGUGUGGAGACACCAGUUCUACCUCCGGUCCUUGUGCCACGCCACAGUGAGUUCAAUCCCCAGCACAGCUUGUUGGCAAAGUUCCGGAAUGCUUCCCUACACAACGAGCCUCUCAUGCCCCAAAAUGCCACUUACCCAGACUCCUUCCCUGUGAUGCCCUGUAGCUCAUUCUCUUCAUCUCCAUCUAGCUCUUUAAACCAGUCCCCGACUGCACACAGCUACCCCAACUCCCCCAGCAGUGCCACUGACACUGGGAGCCCCUUCCAAAUUACAGCAGAGACGCCUCCACCACCCUACAGUAUAAUGGAGACCACUCCAUCUGAGGAUGUGAAACCUGGAGAGACCUCCAACCCCAAUAAACUCAUUCUGUCAGCCCCGCAUAGAGACUUGAGGCCAGUGUGUUAUGAGGAACCAGAAUACUGGUGUUCAGUGGCGUAUUAUGAACUAAACAACAGGGUGGGUGAGACGUUCCAUGCCUCUUCCAGGAGCAUCCUCGUGGACGGCUUCACGGACCCCUCCAACAACAAGAACCGCUUCUGCCUCGGAUUACUAUCCAACGUCAACCGAAACUCCACAAUUGAACACACUCGCAGACACAUAGGCAAAGGUGUGCACUUGUAUUACGUCGGAGGGGAGGUGUACGCAGAGUGUCUGAGUGACAGCAGUAUUUUCGUACAGAGUCGGAACUGUAACUACCAGCACGGUUUCCAUCCCACCACUGUCUGCAAGAUCCCGAGUGGAUGCAGCCUGAAGAUCUUCAACAACCAGCUGUUUGCCCAGCUGCUGUCUCAGUCGGUAAAUCAUGGCUUCGAGGUGGUGUAUGAACUUACCAAGAUGUGCACCAUCAGGAUGAGCUUUGUCAAGGGCUGGGGAGCAGAAUACCACCGUCAGGACGUCACCAGUACCCCCUGCUGGAUAGAAAUCCACCUGCACGGGCCGCUGCAGUGGCUAGACAAAGUUCUGACCCAGAUGGGCUCCCCACACAAUCCUAUUUCCUCUGUGUCCUAAUGCAUUACAGAACAAGAGGAAUAUAGUUCUCCUAUAGACAUUUAUAGCACUCCCCAAGACACAUAAUGCUCUUUCUCUUGUUAAAGUAUCUUUUCAGUGGAUUUUAUGGUACUUCUAUAGGACCAGCCAGGAAAUAUGUACAAUAUCAUGCUGUUAAAUAAGCAGUGGUUAGAUAAAUGUUACAUUGUUUCAUAUAUAUAUAUAUAUAUAUAUAUAUAUAUAUAUAUAUAUAUAUAUAUAUAUAUAUAUAUAUAUAUAAACACUACCACUUCAGAGCAUGUAGUAGCUGAGAUCAAUUCAGACAGAAUCUUUCUAAUAGGAAGCCAAAGAAAUGUUAGUAGUAUGUUACUUGAUCUGGAAUUGUUUUAUUUAUGUCUUAUUUUUGCUAAUAUGUGCCUUUUAUAACAUUUCAUGUUGUAUUUCAUUUGCGUCAGCUUUCUUGAUCUAGUUUAUUUUCUAACCCAAACACAAAUAUGAAAAAGUUGAACAAUUCAUAAGUAUUAAUGCUUUUAAAGCUGAGAGCCACAGGUUAUCAGUUUUCACAAGAUCAAUAAAACUUCAUUUGAUAGCUCUUAGCAACUUACUGAGUUUACUCCAUGUUUAAAAUAAUAAAGCUGAUUGAACAGU